CAGUCUGACCAAAGACAUGACAGGAAAGGAGGAUGUCUAUCGAGGCCCGGCCAUCCGAGCUCUGUGCAGGAUCACUGAUGAGCUCUGUUGGGCUGCAGCACUGGGGAGGUGCAGCUGGAAGGUUUGGAAGCUCCAGUUUUUGUCUGGGAUUGCUCUGAUCCCUGCCCUGUGCAAUUUCCAGGAGCUCUGUGGGCCUGCAGCAGUGGGAAUGUGCAGCUGCAAUGUUUGGAAGCUCCCAUUUCUAUCUGGGAUUGCUCUGAUCCACGCCGUGUGCAAUUUCCAGGAGCUCUGUGGGGCUGCAGCACUGGAAGGUGCAGCUGCAAUGUUUAGAAGCUCCAGUUUAGUCUGGGGUUGCUCUGAUCCAUGCCCUGUGCAAUUUCCAGGAGCUCUGUGGGGCUGCAGCACUGGGAAUGUGCAGCUGCAAUGUUUAGAAGCUCCAGUUUCUGCUCUGGGGUUGCUCUGCUGGUGACUUUGUCACUGACCCUUCAGGACCAAGCAGCUCAAAGUCACAUCUACCUUGCAGAAUUAACUCAAGAUUUUUUGCUGAAGUCUUUUGAAUGUGGAUUUUUGCUUUCUGCUGCUGUUUUCCUCUCCUUCCAAAGCAUCCCCACUUCCCUUUGCCCUGUUUUCCCCUUGCCAGGGUACAAUGCUCCAAGCCAUUGAGAGGUACAUGAAGCAGGCCAUUGUGGACAAAGUCCCUGGUGUGUCCAGCUCUGCACUGGUGUCUUCCUUGCACAUGAUGAAGAUCAGCUAUGACGUGGUCAAAAGGUGGAUCAAUGAAGCUCAGGAAGCAGCUUCCAGUGACAACAUCAUGGUACAGUAUCAUGCUUUGGGGCUGCUCUAUCACCUUAGGAAAAACGACCGCCUGGCUGUGUCCAAGAUGCUGAAUAAAUUCACCAAAUCUGGCCUGAAAUCCCAGUUUGCCUACUGCAUGCUGAUCAGGAUUGCCAGCAAACUCCUCAAGGAGUCUGAAGAGGGGCAUGAAAGUCCCCUGUUUGACUUCAUCGAGAGCUGCCUGAGGAACAAGCACGAGAUGGUGAUUUAUGAGGCUGCCUCUGCCAUCAUCAACCUGCCAAACUGCACUGCCAGGGAGCUGGCACCUGCUGUGUCAGUGUUGCAGCUUUUCUGCAGUUCUCCCAAACCCGUCCUGCGCUACGCAGCCGUGCGGACCCUCAAUAAAGUGGCCAUGAAACAUCCAUCUGCAGUCACUGCCUGCAACCUGGACCUGGAGAACCUGAUCACAGACUCCAACAGGAGCAUCGCCACGCUGGCCAUCACCACGCUGCUCAAGACUGGCAGCGAGAGCAGCGUGGACAGACUCAUGAAACAGAUCUCCUCCUUCGUGUCAGAAAUCUCAGAUGAGUUUAAGGUCGUGGUGGUGCAGGCCAUCAGUGCCCUGUGCCAGAAGUACCCUCGGAAGCACAGCGUGAUGAUGACCUUCCUCUCCAACAUGCUCAGGGAUGAUGGUGGCUUUGAGUACAAGAGAGCCAUUGUGGAUUGCAUCAUCAGCAUCAUCGAGGAGAACCCCGAGAGCAAGGAGGCAGGGCUGGCUCACCUGUGCGAGUUCAUCGAGGACUGCGAGCACACCGUGCUGGCCACCAAGAUCCUGCACCUGCUGGGCAAGGAGGGCCCCAGGACCCCCUCCCCCUCCAAGUACAUCCGCUUCAUCUUCAACAGGGUGGUGCUGGAGAACGAGGCUGUCAGGGCUGCUGCUGUCAGUGCUUUGGCCAAGUUUGGGGCACAGAAUGAGAAUCUGCUUCCCAGCAUCCUGGUGCUGCUGCAGAGGUGCAUGAUGGACAGCGACGACGAAGUCAGGGACAGGGCAACGUUCUACCUGAAUGUCCUGCAGCAGAGACAGCUGGCCCUGAAUGCUGCCUACAUUUUUAAUGGGCUGACAGUCUCUGUUCCUGGGAUGGAGAAGGCCCUGCACCAGUACACACUGGAGCCCUCAGAGAAACCCUUUGACAUGAAAACAGUUCCCCUGGCCACAGCCCCGAUCUUUGAGCAGAAAGCAGAGAUUGCCCUGGUGACCAGCAAACCUGAGAAAGUGGCUCCCUCACGCCAGGAUAUAUUUCAAGAACAACUGGCAGCCAUCCCAGAGUUCAAGGGCCUGGGUCCCUUGUUCAAGUCCUCUGAGCCAGUGCAGCUCACAGAAGCAGAAACCGAGUAUUUUGUUCGCUGCAUCAAGCACGUGUUCCCAGCCCACAUCGUUUUCCAGUUUGACUGCACAAACACCUUGAAUGAUCAGCUCCUGGAGAGAGUGACAGUGCAGAUGGAGCCAUCAGAUGGCUAUGAUGUGAUCUGCUGCAUCCCAGCUCCCAGCCUGGCCUACAACCAGCCUGGCAUGUGCUACACCCUGGUCAGGAUCCCCCAGGAUGACCCCACUGCAGUCACCUGCACCUUCAGCUGCACCAUGAAGUUCACGGUGCGGGACUGCGACCCCAGCACGGGGGUGCCAGAGGAGGAUGGCUAUGAGGAUGAGUAUGUGUUGGAAGACUUGGAGGUGACAGUGUCUGAUCAUCUCCAGAAGGUUCUAAAGCCCAACUUUGCAGCUGCCUGGGAGGAGGUGGGAGAUGACUUUGAGAAAGAAGAAACCUUUGCACUCAGCUCCAUCAAAACCCUGGAUGAAGCUGUCAAUAACAUCAUCAAGUUCCUGGGCAUGCAGCCCUGUGAGAGGUCAGAUAAAGUGCCAGAAAACAAAAAUUCUCACACCCUCUACUUGGCUGGUGUGUACAGAGGUGGCUGUGACGUGCUGGUCAGGUCCAGGCUGGCCCUUGGGGACGGUGUGACCAUGCAGGUGACAGUCAGGAGCAAGGACGAGACGUCUGUCGAUGUCAUCCUGGCGUCCGUGGGCUGAGGGUUCAACAGUGCAGCUCCUGGAGCUGCCCCUCCUCCCUGCUCUCCUUCUGCAUGGGGUUUUUAUUCCUCCCUUUGGGAAAUCUUUUCUAUGCUGUCCUUUAGUGGCUGGCUGGGACUGAGCCAGUCCCACUUCCCUUGUUGUCACACCAUUCCCACCUAACUUAUGGCAUCUCAACCAGGGAAGAGAAAAGAUGUGAGAAAACGGAAUCAGAUUUUUGUCAAAAUUGCUUUUUAUUAACAGAAAAUAAACACUGGUUCAAGUGGUGGAAUUCAUAUGAA
This is a messenger RNA of Serinus canaria (Common canary), 3138 nucleotides long. RefSeq names its product COPI coat complex subunit gamma 2 (gene COPG2). NCBI's taxonomy places the organism in Eukaryota, Metazoa, Chordata, Aves, Passeriformes, Fringillidae. Gene Ontology annotation, molecular function: structural molecule activity. The coding region runs from base 647 to 2857 and encodes 736 amino acids. Gene Ontology annotation, biological process: organelle transport along microtubule; protein secretion; intracellular protein transport. Gene Ontology annotation, cellular component: COPI vesicle coat; endoplasmic reticulum-Golgi intermediate compartment; Golgi membrane. The transcript has 20 exons. The record is from RefSeq and is a predicted model, not a curated record.